Molecule: messenger RNA, 529 nt
Organism: Dentiscutata erythropus
Lineage: Eukaryota; Fungi; Glomeromycota; Glomeromycetes; Diversisporales; Gigasporaceae
Source: the annotation of a GenBank genome assembly
AUGCGGAAUUUAAUACAUAAACUUUUAUCUGCAUUUCAAAACUCUAAUGAAUAUAAUCAAUAUCAAAAUCCCUUAUGGAAUACUACUUCACCCAAUCAAUUCACAGCAGCUUCUAUUGCACAUUUAUAUAAUUGUUUCCCUGAUGGAGUUUUAAGAAUAGAAAAUAUAUUCUCACAAGACAUCACUUUAACGCAAAAAACAAAUUUAACCUCCCAAAUAAAUGUUGAAAAUUCAGGAGUCUCUAAUCAAAUUAAUUUUGAAUCUGAACAACAAACACAAAUUGAUUCAAUAAAUAUCAUACCACAAGAGAAUUUAAUAACCGAUAACUUGAAUGAUCAAGAAAGACCAACAACUAAAAAAUUGAGACAAGCUCGACGUGAAACAAAACCUGAAGAAAAAAGAAUUUUAGAACCAUUAAUAAAUUGCUUAGUAUAUCCAACCAUUGAUCAAAUAAAUCAAGUUAAGGAAAUAUUAGGGAAUGAAUGGGAUAAAAAUAGAAUUAGCCAAUAUAUUUCCCGCCAUAGAAAGA